AUGCCCUUUGGCUGUGAAAGUGCCAACUGUUUCUUCUUACGCAAGUUGCCCUCAGAGGCAGAAGAGUCUGGGAAUGCUCCCGAGACCCAUUAUGAGCAAACGUUCAGUGAGCCGAGGUUAAGCAAGCGGGUGUUUGAGCCCUUCACCAGACACAGAUGCCGUGGUCACGGCCGGUCCAAGUGCGGGCUGUGCCAUGGGGCAGGCCGGAUAUUCCCAGGCAGCCGACAGAUGUGUGCCGCGCGCAGGGGGUCCCGCCGGGGGCUGAAGCAGGAGGGGAGGUGCCAGCUUUGCUCGGGUGCAGGGCGCAGGAGGCGCAAUACCUGUUCUGGCCGGGGCAGCAAGACCUGUGCGACGUGUCAGGGAGAGAAAAAGCUCCAACUUUUCAAGCAGCUGGCGGUAACCUGGAAGAACGAUGUCUUUGAAUUUGUUUCUGAGCAUCAUCUGAACUUCCCAGGAGAGCUGCUCAGCAAAAUCGGCGGAGAGAAUGUAUUUAAAGAUGAAAAUGUGGUGGUGAGGUUGGCUCUCGGGGCCGGAGGGGUUCCCUCCCGGAGCGGCUGUGAAGGAGGGGGGGUGUGA
Messenger RNA from Tyto alba (common barn owl), 576 nucleotides. It is a transcript of the gene SSUH2, whose product is annotated as ssu-2 homolog. The record is from RefSeq and is a predicted model, not a curated record. NCBI's taxonomy places the organism in Eukaryota, Metazoa, Chordata, Aves, Strigiformes, Tytonidae. Bases 1 to 576 code for a protein of 191 amino acids. The transcript has 7 exons.